CCUCAUCAGUGAUGAAACAAAGGCUGAUCCUCCUCAUUCUGUUUUCAGGCUUUCUCUCAGUCAUUCUGUUCGACUCUCGUAGACUCACUGAGUUUGUUCUGAUCCGAGAGUAUAAAACAUGGGACGAGGCUCAAAACUUCUGUCGAAAGAACUACAUUGACUUGGCCACAGUCCAGACUGAUGAAGAGUGGAGCGAGUUAAAUACGUUAAGAGCUAAUUAUCUGUCUGACACCUGGAUUGGACUCUAUGAUGAUGUGAACAGCUGGCGCUGGUCUUUUCGAGAUGAACGCCUCACAUACGCGAGAUGGGAUGAGUAUCAGCCGGAUAAUUAUGGAGGAGACCAAGACUGUGUAUUAAUUCAUUCAAAUGGAUACUGGCGCGACAAAGGCUGCGAUUUUAAAUGUGUCGUUGUUUGUCAAAGUGAUCAAGGGCCAGUACUAAAUACUGAUCCAAAGAUGUCCUGGAAACAAGCUCAGCGUUUCUGUAGAGAACACUUUACAGACUUAUACACGGUCAAGAACAAGAGUGAGAAUCAGCUGCUAAGGACAAUGACCCAUGAUGAUCAGAGCUGUAUCUGGAUCGGUCUGUUCAGAGACUCCUGGACAUGGACAGAUCAGACCAUCACAAGCUCUUCUCUGCAAUGGGCUCAAAGACAACCGGAUAAUUAUUUUGGGAGUGAAAUCUGCGCUGCUGUUGAUGAGGAUGGCCUGAUAACUGAUGAGCUCUGCUCAGAGAAGUUUUUCUUCUUUUGCAAAAGUCCAUUACAAGUAAGACAGCAGAUACUGAGACUGAAGGUGGACGCAGGUGAUGGUGUCACCGGUCCAGUGACUGCAGACGCUGUGUUGAAGGAGGUCCAGCAGAAACUGCAAGAGCAGGGAAUGGCAGCAGAUGUGAAGUUCUCAUGGCAGGAGCAGCCGAACGGACUGGUGCUCCAAAAAAUGUUUUUGUCCGUUAUUCUGUGUGGCUCACGUGAGUAUAUUCUGAUCGAAGAGUAUAAAACAUGGGACGAGGCUCAAGAUUACUGUCGACAGAACUACAUUGACCUGGCCACUGUCCAGACCGAUGAAGAGUGGAGCGAACUGACCAGGUUGAUAGAGAAACUACCGUUUUACAUCUGGAUUGGACUGUAUGACGAUGUGAACAGCUGGCGCUGGUCUUAUCAAGAUGAAAGCGUGACUUUCUUACAAUGGGAUUCUGAACAGCCGAACAAUUUGAAUGGAAAACAAUACUGUGUAAAUCUGAGGACAAAUGGAAACUGGUUUGAUGAAGAAUGCAAUUUGACGUGUACAGUUGUUUGUCAAAGUGGUGAAGGACAGCCGGUACUAGUCACUAAUCCAGAGAUGUCCUGGAAUAAAGCUCAGCAUUACUGCAGAGAAAACUACACAGACUUGUUCUCCAUCAGGAACAUGGAAGUGAAUCAGCAGCUAACCGUGAUGAUUCAACAGUACAUGUGCGCCUGGAUCGGUCUGUUCAGAGACUCGUGGAUGUGGUCCGAUCAGACCAGCACAAGCUCUUCUCUGAGAUGGGCUGAAGGACAGCCGGACAACUCGCUCGGUCAAGACUCGUGUGCUGCUUUAGAUUACCAUAUUCAGAUUACUGAUGAAAGCUGCUCAAGACUCCAUUACUUCUUAUGCCAGACAAUCCGGGUGAAGCAUCAGAUAUUGAGACUGAAGGUGAAAGCAGGAGAUAAUGUCAAUGAUCCAGCCGUUAGAAACGCUGUGCUGAAUAAGGUCCAGCAGAAACUGCGAGAGCAGGGAAUGGCAGCGGAUGUGAAGCUAUCGUGGCGUCAGCAGCCGAACGGACUGGUGUUUCAAUAA
Molecule: messenger RNA, 1817 nt
Organism: Carassius carassius (crucian carp)
Lineage: Eukaryota; Metazoa; Chordata; Actinopteri; Cypriniformes; Cyprinidae
Product: macrophage mannose receptor 1-like
Exons: 9
Coding region: 12-1817 (601 amino acids)
Source: RefSeq, a predicted model, not a curated record